AUGCCGCCCGGUUGCCUGAAGAGAUGCGCAGCGCUGUGUGCGUGUCUGAUGCUGGUACCCCACCUGGCGCAAGGGGAGCCCAGCAACUGCAGUGAUCUGGUGGAGUAUGGCCUCAAGCCUGACAACCGCUGCUGCUAUGAGCGCCGCGCCUACGUGGAGCUCCGAACCUACACGUGGAAGUUCUUUAUGGGCUUGGCCGUCGUUCCCUGGACGCUCUUUCCCAACCGUGGCGGGAUGCUCUCAAGUGGCCUGCAGCACGUGCAGUACGGCGGAUGCAUCGCCCUCGGCGUGGCCUUUUCGACCAUCCUCGAGUGCUCGCUCGCCAUCGUGGCGGCCUUGCCUCUCUGGGGCCUCAUGGAGUCUGCCACGGUGCUGAGCGAACCCACCUUAUCCAUUGCGCUCGCCGAUCUCAGAGCCAGCAUUAGCUUCGUGCUGACCUUCUCCCUGGAGGAGAGGCGAGCCUGGCCCUGGAAGAGGGCACUGACUCACGCCUACUUGCUGGUGAAGGCUGUCGAGGAAAGGGUGGGCUUCCCACAACUAGUCCGAGACCUUACAUGGCUCUCCCGCCGGCUCGGGACGGAUACCGUUCCAGUUCCGCCCGCCACGAGGCUCGAGAAGUGGCAGUUUGUCGGAAACAUCCCAAUGGUGGUGCUCAAAGCAUGGCAGCAGCAAGAGGCCCUGCGGGAUUGCCUGGCGGUCUUGGAGCGUGCCAAGGUGCAGCACUUCCCCACUGGAGGCACGCUCGUGGGUCUUGUUCGCUAUGGUGAGCUGCAAGGACAACUGAGUGGUGGGAAAGUAGACGUGGUAGACAGGGACAUGGAUUGGAUGGUGCGUGCGGAAAGUCUCGACGCAUGGUUCCUACUGGCGAAGAAAAUCAGCGAUGCGCUCAUUGCCCGGGGGUGGCUUCGCUGCGAGCUACUGCCUUCUUUGACCGAAGUGAACGUGUGGGCUGGUCAGAAGCAGCGGAUGAAGUGCAUCCGCCACCUUCCAUAUCUGGCAGUUGCCGAUUUCGAAGCAUAUUCUGUAGAUGGCGAAUCCUUGCAGACGGGCUUCUGUGAGUGCGAGUAUGGGAUGGCCAUGGUCGAUGCGAGGCAGGAGCCUGGCUGCCUUUGCUCCGGGAAGGCUUACUCUCUGGAGAACGUGCUGCCGCUGCAGUCCUGUCGUGUGCACAAGGCGAGUGUGCCUUGCCCACGUCGGCCAGCUGCGUAUUUGGCGGAGGUCUUCGAGAUCAAAAGGUGCCUGGCUCUGCCCACCCUGACGGAAGGGCGUGCGCCCAACGACGAGCGGAAUCUGAGGCUUCUGGAGGAGGGGCUGAAUGCCUCGGAUGUGCAUCUGCUCCGCCGGGCGGCAGCCAAAUUGAACAAGUCUGGCUAUGCUUCCUUCUUGGCCGAUUUCGCUGACUGCAGCCAGAAUCUCUUCGCAAGAACCCCAAGACAGUUCCUGGCCCUGCUGCGUGGUUGGAGCCGGAGGGCGGGCAACGACAUCCGGCUCUAUUUGGUGGACUCCGCAGGGGCGGAUGAUGUGAGCAACUGCAGCGCGAUCUGCGACGACGCCUGCGCCUUCCAGGGCAGUGGCCAGCGCUUCUUGCAAGAGGUUCGGGCCAUGCGGCAGGAGCUCCUGUUCCGCUGGACUCCUGCCACCCCAUUGGGGGGUCAGGUAGAGGUGGACAACUACGAGGCCCUGGCCGUCAUCCCGCCCGCAGCAUUUGGGUACAGCUCAGAGGAGGAGCUCGGAGGUGUUGCUGUGCUGCUUGUGAACGACAACAACGACAACCCGCGCCAGAUUGGCACGCAGCUCGUGCUACUUCGCCUGGCCUUUCAAGUUCCUUCCGAGCCCGUCAGUGGCCUCCUGCCACAGCUGGAGACGGGCCUCUGGCUCCUGGCCGCGGCAGCCGGGCUAUUGCUGCUCGCUCUGGUCUACUACGUGCGUCGUAGGUCGGCCAGGCACGUGCGAUUCCAGGAGCACUUGCAGCUGUUUGCGCGAUGCUUCCCUGAGACCUAUCCCUUCGGCUACGGCAAAUGCUGCCGCGAUCCGGGUGGCCGGUGGUACAAAGACCACAUGGAUGCUCGGUUCGAAAAACGCUUGGUGGUAACCUCGGCCCUGCUCGGGCCGAGGCUCAGGGGCCUGCCCUUCGCCAGCGAUUCGGCGCCGGCGGCGCCCGUGGAGUUCGACCUCCCGGUGGCUGGGCGGCUGAGCCUCCGAACGAGCUCGGAGGCCGACGCCUCCGAACCCUCCGGCUCCUUCUGGCCGGCCGGCUGGAUCUUUGCGCGCCUGGCCGAGGAUCUCCAGGUUGCCGUGCGAGACGGCCAGGAGUAUGGCUGGGAAGCUGGUGCGCAGCUGCUGCAGCCUCUGCUGCGUGGAGAACUCAGGGUGUUAGACGUCAGCUGUGGCUUCGGGUUGAGUUCCAUCGCCGCUGCCCGCGCCGGGCACAACGUCACUGCCACUGAGAUGUCGCGGCAUAUGCUGCAAAUUGCGGGACGCAAUGCGCAGCGGAACAGUGCCAAACUCCGCUUGCUGCGCUGGGAGCUGCUGGGUGACGCGCCCACGCCGUCGACCCUAGGGGACCAGCGCCACGCUCCCGCGGGCUAUGCGUUCGACCUUUGCUUGGUGGACAUCACCUGGGCGGGCGCACGAUUCCGUCAGCUGCAGCACGGGUCCAUCCCAGAGGAGGAACUGGCGCCGACCGUGCAGGACAUCCUCACCGACGCGCUGCGGUGGCUAAGUCGCCGGGGCGGGUGCCGUCUUCACGCGUUCAUCGGCCACACCGCCGUCCAUGGCGCCACGGCCUCUGGUGAAGAAAGCCUCGACUCCUAUGCCUUCGACAACUACACCGCCGAGCUGGUCCGCGGCUUGGAAGAGUUCGGCGCCGCGUUCCGACGCGGGUCUGGGCCGCGCGUGCCUACCGUGAGCCCCCUUGGCUGGCUUGAGAAAGUUGGCUGGACACCUCCCAUCUGGUACCGCCUGAUUCUGUGGUAA
Messenger RNA from Symbiodinium natans, 2976 nucleotides. The record is from the annotation of a GenBank genome assembly. Lineage: Eukaryota; Dinophyceae; Suessiales; Symbiodiniaceae.